Molecule: messenger RNA, 2540 nt
Organism: Heteronotia binoei (common prickly gecko)
Lineage: Eukaryota; Metazoa; Chordata; Lepidosauria; Squamata; Gekkonidae
Gene: WBP2NL
Product: WBP2 N-terminal like
Exons: 8
Coding region: 104-964 (286 amino acids)
Biological process (GO): positive regulation of DNA-templated transcription
Cellular component (GO): nucleus
Molecular function (GO): chromatin DNA binding; transcription coactivator activity
Source: RefSeq, a predicted model, not a curated record
GUCUGGAGUGCCUGGAGGUGGCGGCAGCUGCGGGGCGGUGUCGUGGGAAGCGGACAAGGAUGCGAGAGGAGGACCGCCCCAGUUCGUGACACCGGCGGUGAAGAUGGCGCUGAACAGGAACCACUCAGAGGGCGGCGGGGUUGUGUUGCCCCACGGAGAAUGUAUUAUCAAGCAGUGUAAAGAUGUGGAGUUGACCUUUAUUGAUGUGACAAGCAAAUCUGAUAUCUUCAAAGGCACCAAAAAAGGGACGGUGUUUCUUACCCCUUAUAGGGUCAUCUUUUUGUCAAAGGGAAAAGACCCAAUGAUGUCCUUUAAUAUGCCAUUCACCUUGAUGAAAGGAUGUUCUAUUGAACAGCCAGUAUUUUCUGCUAAUUAUAUCAAAGGAGUGAUACAGGCAGAACCAGGAGGUGGCUGGGAAGGUCAGGCUUCAUUUAAGAUGAGCUUCUGCAGUGGAGGUGCCAUCGAAUUUGGACAAAUGACGUUCAGACAGGCCAGUGAUCGUUCCAGGGGAGUACCUUUCCAGAGCUUUGUCUAUGGGUUUGCAUAUUUUGCUGGGGGCUAUGCUCCUCCCGCACCUGUUCCAGGAGGCUACGUACCAGCAUCAGGGACUUACAUUGUUCCACCACCUGCUGCUGGACAAUACCAUUAUAUGCAUGCACCAAUGAAUGGAUACGGACCAGCUCCACAGCCUAUGGGAUAUCCAUAUCCGCCUCCUCCAGGCAUGUAUCCACCACCAGGUGGGAUGUAUAUGGCACCUCCUCCCUCAUAUCCUGGCCCUGCUGUUGCAGGCCCUUCGGCUCCUUCAGCCCCUAAAACCUGGGUAGAGCCUGGAAUGCCAGGUGGCAACAAAGCAACGCCUGGGACUUCUAGUGCAUAUUAUAACCCUGCCAAUCCUCAUAAUGUCUACAUGCCUAUGGAUCAGCCGCCUCCUUAUUCACCACCUGAUGAGAAAAAAAACAACUAGCAGGAGCCCAGCAGCAGCCCUCCUCCCUCGUGUGUUUUUGCCGUUGAAGACAUCAUUGCUGCCACCUCUGGCUUUCUGUUACUAGAUCAUUCAGUAUCAAUAACAUGUACCAUGUUAGGGUGAUUUAACAUCAACAACUCUUAAACUUUUGUCAUGGCAAUACAAAAUGACAGUGAUGGCAACACUUUCUUCACUGUUUGGCUGUUCUGGGGCCCAAGUUGGAAUGCUGUAACUCUUUCAGCCUUUUAGUUUGAAGGAGAGAUUAAUUGCCCACACUGCAAAGGAAGACAAAUCUCAUGCAUAGGAAUGAAAUAUUGAACCUCUUUGCAUGACGUAGAACACUUUAAAUGAUGCACAAAUAUGCAUAUAAAAGAAGUCUUAUGCCCAUUGGCAUUAGUGCGAUGUGUUAAAAUUGUAACUCUGUGCAGUUUAAUGCAUGAGAGGGGAAUUCUGUAAAUAUGUUGGAGGCUUCUGUCUCCUUACUUUUCCCUUGGGGGAAAAGUCUGCCAUGAUGUUUAGAAAACAGCCACUAUUGGUGUGGUUGGGGAAGGAAAGACUAGAAGAGUAACCAAUAACUGUUAUUGUAUCUUCAACUACAUGGGGGAAAUCACACAAACAGCAAAGAUUUUGUUCAUUCUUUGGAUUUUCAUUACUCAUAAAAGAGAAGUAUUGAGAUGUUACAGAUUUCACGCACUAGAAUUCUCAAUUGCUUUCCUUAUGACUCUGGAUCUCAAGUGUAUCAUAUCUCUUGCAGAGGUUGGGACAUAGUAACAGGUCUCAAAUUUAAAUGAGGCCAAGUUCUGACGGAUAGAAGAUAUGUUUAUAUGAACUGGAACCAAAGUGACAGCAUUGUGAAAGUAGGAGCCUGGUGAACAGAACAAAACAUAAUUAAGCAAAGGGUGCAGAUUAAACUCUUGACAUCCUGCAGUUGGUACCUGUGCAGAAAGCCUUCUGGAAACCAGCAUUCCCUUUGUCCACAGUAGUAGCUAGUAUAACAGAGAUAAAUAUAUUUAGCAGGAAGGCAUCUUGUCAGAGAUGAACACUGAAGCCAUUUCUCCAGCUUGGCCUUUGUGCAGGUUGAGCUAGGCAUGAAUGUAACUAGAAGCACUGCACAAUGCAACAAAACUAUGUGAGCAAGUGACAGGCAGUAUUGGAAGAACUAGCUUAACUGAGUGAAGAAGGCAAGAACUGUGAUUUUAAAAAAUUAGCUUUCUGCAAACCUUUGUUAGAAUGCCUUUCUUAACAAGCUAUCGCUAAGAAGAGUCAGGUUUAGCUGCAACUUGACUUACUUAGUUCUAAAGAGAACUCUUGCUCCUUUUGAUGGAAGGGGGUAUUGGGGAAUUUUUCCUCCAGAAGGCUUGGACUUUCCCCCCCCACAAGAGCUCAAGAUACACUCUGGUAUCAGUUUCCCCCUCUAGUAGCUGAGCGCAUUACUCAGUGUUACAGAUAUGGGAGGAACUUUUUUCUAAUAAAACCUUUUAUCUGGAAUCCAAGAUGGUUAGUGUUCCACAAUAUAAUAUUUAGCUCUGUUUAUAAUAUUUUUGGAUUGCACUUUAAUACAGAAGUAUUGAAAUCU